Messenger RNA from Arachis duranensis, 954 nucleotides. RefSeq lists its product as uncharacterized. The transcript has a single exon. Bases 1 to 954 code for a protein of 317 amino acids. The record is from RefSeq and is a predicted model, not a curated record. NCBI's taxonomy places the organism in Eukaryota, Viridiplantae, Streptophyta, Magnoliopsida, Fabales, Fabaceae.
AUGGAUGGAGAGUUAUUGUAUGAAGCAUGGGAGAGAUACAAAGCUUUACUCAUGAAGACAGCUGAAGAGGCCCAAAACCUCAUACAUAUGGUGGCAAACAAUCAAUAUUUCUUUACUCAUCAGAGACAACGCCAGCCAUCACAAAGGAAAGGAGUAUUGGAAUUUGAAGGUGUUGACACUAUCUUGGCACAAACCAAACAGAUGCACCAACAACUUCAGCAACAAAUGGAGAUUAUGGACAAGAAAAUUGAUGGACUGCAAAGUGCUGCAGUGAACACACAAAGCCAACCUCAAACCGCACAUAGGUGGAAUAAAUCAGAAGAAAGUCUUGGGACAUUCAAUUAUGAGAAACAAUGCCCUGAGCAGGCGCAAUACAUGAACAACACCUCAAGUUCAUUCCAACACAACUUCCAUGGUGAUGCACACAAAGCACCCUGGAAGACUCAUUCUAAUUCAAGGUGGGGUGAGCAUCAGAAUCAAGGACAAAGGGACUCCAACUCUGAUAGCCUCAGCAACACAAACAACCAAAGCUAUUCAUCCAAUAAUAUUAACCAAUUCAAAAACCCACAGAACACACACUACCAAUCCCAUAACAACUCACAAAACCACCAGAAUAACUCUUCCACAUCCACAUUCCACCCACAAAAUAACUCCACAAAUAGUUCAAACAACUUCCAGCCACAACCAUCUCACUUUACACAACCACAACCAAAUCCAGACACUCAAAGAAUCUCUAGUAUGGAGAUGAUGAUGGAGAAACUCAUAAGAAAUCAAGAAGCAGCAAGAAAAGAUCAAGAGAUGGCAAGCAAAGACCAACAAGCUUCAAUCAGAAAUCUUGAGAGGCAUAUGGAGCAAAUGGAUAAACAAAUUGUAGAGAUGGGUGAGAAGCAAUCAAAUGCAUCCCCUAGUGCCACUCGAGACCACCCAAGGGACAAGGGAAAAGCUACAAAGUGA